Dromiciops gliroides (monito del monte) is the source of this 939-nucleotide messenger RNA. RefSeq names its product olfactory receptor 5P3-like. The transcript has a single exon. Gene Ontology annotation, biological process: G protein-coupled receptor signaling pathway; sensory perception of smell. Lineage: Eukaryota; Metazoa; Chordata; Mammalia; Microbiotheria; Microbiotheriidae. Gene Ontology annotation, cellular component: membrane. Gene Ontology annotation, molecular function: G protein-coupled receptor activity; olfactory receptor activity; odorant binding. The record is from RefSeq and is a predicted model, not a curated record. Bases 1 to 939 code for a protein of 312 amino acids.
AUGUCUGACAAUAACUGCACUGCUGUGACUGAAUUCAUUAUUUUGGGGUUAACAGAUGAUUCAACCCUUUGUGUCAUCCUCUUUGUCAUAUUUUUGGGUGUCUAUACAGUCACCUUAGUUGGUAACCUUUGUAUAAUCACAUUAAUCAGAAUUAGCUCCCAACUUCACACACCAAUGUACAUGUUCCUCAGCCACUUGGCAUUUGUAGAUAUUGGAUAUUCCUCAUCCGUCACACCUGUUAUGCUCAAGAACUUCCUUGUGGACAAAACUAUAAUCCCUGUGGAAGGCUGUAUGGCCCAAGCGUUUUUUGGAGUCACCUUUGGGACAGCUGAGUGCUUCCUGCUGGCUGUGAUGGCCUAUGAUCGGUAUGUGGCCAUCUGUAACCCCCUACUCUACUCAAUCAAUAUGUCUCCUAGGGUCUGCACUCUGUUAAUCAUCACUUCUUAUGCAGGUGGUUCUUUCAAUGCUUGGAUGUUCAUUGGUUGCUUACUGAACCUGUCCUUCUGUGGAUCCAAUAAGAUCAAUCACUUUUUCUGUGAUUAUUCACCACUUUUGAAACUUUCUAACCACCAAGAUGAUCUUGCUGAAAUUCUUCCUGCUAUCUCUUCUGGGUCAAUAAUUUUGAUCACAGUGAUAAUUAUCAUAAUCUCAUAUGUAUACAUCCUUUUCUCUGUCCUGAAGAUAAGCUCCAAUGAGGGGAGAUCUAAAGCUUUCUCAACUUGCUCCUCCCACCUCACGACAGUCACCCUCUUCUAUGGCACCCUUACAUUAAUUUAUGUGAUGCCUAAGUCCAGCUACUCAACAGAUCAGAAUAAAGUGGUGUCUAUUUUCUACAUUGUAAUGAUCCCCAUGUUGAACCCGCUGAUCUACAGUCUAAGGAACAAUGAAGUGAAAGGGGCCCUGAGGAAACUGAUGAGUAGGAAACUUCCUUUUUCUUGA